CCCUUGGCGGGUCCACUGCUUGUUUUUCAUGCCCACGGCCACAACCUGUUUGAUAAUAUUCCCAUGUCGAGAUUUAAUUUUAUUUCAGUUUGAAUCAUUAUUUUGAUUCAUUUACAGAUGACAAAUCUAGCAACAAAGCUGAACAAAUCUCUUCUUCCUUACAGUAAAAUCCUCCUUCAGUUUCGUACACUCUCUACCUCACAUACACCACUUGAAGAAACCCUCAAAGCAGCAGUUGAAUGCAAAUCCUACUCAAAAUUCCCUGACCUUUUCGACUCCUUUAAACAAUCUAACAACAACCCAAGUCCUUUUUCUUUCCUCUCUACCUUCCCUUUUAAUCUGAGGACUCAAGUCAUUGAUGAAAUCAUCCAAUCUUUGAUCCCCAUUAGACCCCGCUUUCGAAACUCUAUAGUUUAUAGCUCUCUUCUCUCAUAUACCCUUCAAAAUUCCAAUCUUUUCUCUCUUUCUCUUGCUAUAAUCCAAUGCACUCUUCGUUCUGGGUGCUUACCUGUGCCUCAAACACAUGUUUCUCUCUCUUCUGCUUGGCUUGAUCGCCGGCGUGAAGGUCAGUCAGUUGGUGACAUUCUAAUGGAAAUGAAGUCUAUUGGGUAUAAUCCUGAUUGUGGCUUGUGUAAUUAUAUUGUGUUGUCUUUAUGUAAUGUUGAUCAUUUGAUCGAGGCAGUGAAAGUCUUGAAGGGUAUGAAACAAGUGGGUUGUUUUCCUGAUUGGGAAAGUUAUGGGAUUGUUAUUGGUGCAAUGUGUAGAGUUAGAAAAUGUGACGAUGCAAUUGAGAUGAUGAAGGAAAUGGUGGUGAGAAUGAGAUUGUGUCCUAGGCAGGGAGUAGUGGUGAAAGUAUUGGCAGCGUUGAGAGCGAAUAGAGAGAUGAGGAAAGCUGGUGAGAUGAUUGAGUUCCUGGAGAAGGAAGGGUACGGUGUUGGGUUUGAGAGUUAUGAGUUGGUAGUUGAGGGAUGUUUGGAGUGUAAAGAUUGUUUUUUGGCCGCGAAAGUUGUGAUGGGAAUGACAGAGAAAGGGUUUAUACCUUAUAUCAAGGUGAGGCAAAAGGUGGUUGAGGGAUUGAUUGAUGCUGGUGAAUGGAAGCUUGCUUGUACCGUGAGAGAAAGAUUUGCAGCAUUAAGUUCAUAGUUUCUUUUUUGGUGUUUGAUACUGAGGCUUCUUAGAGAACUGAACUACUGCAUCUUCUGUGAUGGCUCAUAUAGACUUCAGUUUUUCUUUUUGUUAGCAGCACCAACAUUUUAUCACCUCGAGACAUCUAAUCCAUGGCGGCCAUUCGGUCAUUCUCUCACAAAAUGGACAAGAGGGUGAUGGAGUUGAAACUUACUGGUGCGUGUUGUUACCAAUGCAUAAUUUUGUAUUUACUUAAAGUUCCUAUGUACAGACUGAAGCAUUAUUUCUUAUUUCUUGAUGACUCAUGCCAAUUGCAUGAUCAUAUGGAUAUCGGGGUUGGAUUUUGGUAGUUAAGAAGUGUUCAAUGCAAGUUUUCUAUUUGUUGCAAUUCAAAAUUCUGCUGACUGAAUAAUGCUAAACUCACAUAAUUAGCUUCUCUAUUUGUAGAUGAAUUUGAAUUUAGAAAUUCUAUGGUGUUCCCCUUUAUUUCACUUCAUCUCUGUCCCAAAUCACUAGUGGUAGGUAUUGGAGUUCGUUCAUGUUCCUUUCUCUCACAGAAUCCACAUUGUUGAUGUUGUUUGCUCAGGUGUGAUUCUAUAUACCACAAGUAUCCAUUGGUUAGUAGUUGAGAUUAUUUCUGGAGGAAUAGUGCCCCCAACCUCCUAUCAGUGGGCUAUUAUUUUGCCUCAUUGCCUGCAUUAUACAGCUCCAAGCUGUAGCUCAAGGCAAAUAGUUUAAUUAUCCUUUUUUUUUGUUUGAUUAAAUGCAAAUCAGAACCAAUAUUCUCUAAAAUAAAAUAAAAUGAAAUGAAUCUAUGCAUCGGUUUGUAGUUUCCCCAUCCUGCAUCUUUUCCACUCUGUUUUUGAAGGGCACCCAAGUGAGAUUAAUGUGACUUAAUUAGUUGACUGGGUUCCUAUCUUUCUUCAGCUUGAUGUCAUACUCUGUUUGAAAUCUGAAUUGUCAUGAAGCUUUUGUUGAUUCACCUUCAAUUUUAAUUCCAAAUUUUGCUCUUGUGCAUUUGUUUAAGCUGUAAGGGCAGGAGAUGGGACGUAAUCAAUCUUAGUUUCUCAAUUUCACAGAAAACAAAAAAGACGAGGAAGAAAAUCUAAGAUUUGCUGAUAUAAAGGAAGAUAUGCAUAAAAUUUGUUGCAAAGACAACUUUUGAGAGCAAUGUUCGGGCGUUACUGUAGAAUAUAGUUGCUUUAAUGAAAUAUAUAAACCUCGAUUUAUUUCAAGAUAAAAAUCUAAUUAAUAUUAAAAUAUUAAAAAAUGAAAUAAUAAUUGAUCUAUCAUUUAAUUUUUAAUUAAAUAUGCAAUGCAAUUCCCGAAACUAUCUCUCUCCAAAAAAGCAUGUUUCUUUUUUUUUUUAACCGCUGCACUCAAUUUUUUUUUGUUUAUUUAUAUAUUGACAAACAUCCAGCACAUAAACAAGGCAUACUGUCUCAAUUUUCCAAAAUGUAAAUCCUUUUUUUUUCUCUUUAAAUCACAGACAAAGAAGACGAUAGUAUGUUUAGAUUACUAGGGAAUACAGAACAAAAGCUGGGGAUGUCGAGUUUGAAACAAUAACUGUGCAUCAAAAACUUAUGAUCCCUCAAGGACCAUUUUGUCAUCUCUAUUCCAUAUAUGGCGUAGUUGUCGCCCACUUAUGCUUUUGCCACACAUUUGCAGUAGCAUGCUUCCAGUGAAUCUCAAUUAUUAAUAAGUUCAGCUUUCCAGUAACAUCUUUUCUUUGAAUUACAUAUGUAAACAGCAUCAUGAAGCAUCUUGUUAAGCUAACAUCCAUCAUGUUACAAUUUGGAUCUGGUUGAUACACUUAAAGGACUGCCUACUACUUGACUGGAUAGCUGGGCUCCAUGGCAAUGCCACAGAUACCUUUCUUAUUUCCAGAACCACGUCUCAUCCUUAUGUAGCUGAUUCACCCCAGUCUCUGCCCCAAGAGUUUUUCACAAGCCAAUAUUCUCUACCCCUAGAUUCACCAUAACCAACUGCUGCUACUCCAUGGUUGAGUUGAUCUGCACAGGAGCCACUGAAGAUACCACUGGAAUAGAGUUGAAAUUCAAAAUUACCAGCGUCAAUUGCAACAGAGACAGGUUGCUGGGCAACUGCAGCUUGUACUCUAUUCUAAUUAUUGGCAGCUGCCACUGCAGAGAAAGCCCAACAACUUCCGGUGUUGGAAAGAAACUAGCAUCAGCUGUUCUUAUUGAAAAUGAUUUGAGAUAAGAACUGACAAUUAGCAAUUAAAUGAACUUGAAUGAGAAGAACUCAUACCACAUUGACCUUGAUCCUUGAUAGGAGUCACAGCACCUUUCUUCCUCCAAUCUACUGCAGCUGGCAACUCUGUGCUAUUUUCGCACCCCGCACCCGUUGUUUAUCUUUUUAGCUGUAUGUCUAUUACUCUGAAAACCCAGGUAGGUAAAUUUGAACUCUUCAUUUGUUAGGUCUGCAAAUUUGUUGUCAGUGAGCCUGAAGGAUAAGUUUUGAGAAUUGAUGUAGUCAAUGAACUGAACAUUAGAUUGGUAUAUUCCAAAACACAGUGACCAUUCGUCUCAUAUUCUCUGCCAUAUCGGGCCAGCCAGUCUUCAAACCUCUGCUCUAUAUCCCUUGGGUCAUAAAUUGGGGUCGCCUUGUUUUCAGACGAUGAUACCCUUAAAGGUAUCCAUAGAAUGCAUAAAACCAUUAGAAUCAAGCCACAGCUCCUCAACGUUAUUGGUGCCCUCAUGGCUAGCUUAAGAUGUUGAUAGAGUAUAGGGGCUUAUAAAUGAAGAUGUAGACUGGGACAUGUAUGUUAUUAUUAUUAUUCAGAUUGGUAACGCAAUGAAGUCAAUAAUUUAUGCUA
Populus nigra (black poplar) is the source of this 3961-nucleotide messenger RNA. RefSeq names its product pentatricopeptide repeat-containing protein At1g06270. The coding region runs from base 118 to 1143 and encodes 341 amino acids. Gene Ontology annotation, molecular function: protein binding. The transcript is spliced from 2 exons. The record is from RefSeq and is a predicted model, not a curated record. NCBI's taxonomy places the organism in Eukaryota, Viridiplantae, Streptophyta, Magnoliopsida, Malpighiales, Salicaceae.